Messenger RNA from Parastagonospora nodorum SN15, 168 nucleotides. RefSeq lists its product as hypothetical. The coding region runs from base 1 to 168 and encodes 55 amino acids. The record is from RefSeq and is a predicted model, not a curated record. The transcript is spliced from 2 exons. NCBI's taxonomy places the organism in Eukaryota, Fungi, Ascomycota, Dothideomycetes, Pleosporales, Phaeosphaeriaceae.
AUGGCUGAAUACCAAGCCUUGGACCUCAACACCAUUACCGAAAUGUCUCGAAAUUACGGGUGCCAACGCACUCGUAAGGGCGUACGCACAAGCUAUGGGCAAAACAUCAACAAUUUCCAAAGUUCAGCCAGCCCAGAAUCCAACAUCACACCGCCCGCUCCUGAGUAG